GACGAAGAUUCCGACGAAGACUAUGGAAGUCUGUUAUCACUCAAAAGUCAACAAUUUUCACUUUUUUCAAUCACCUCCGCUCCAUUUCUGGAAGAAGGAAGGAAAGUUAUCGCUGUCUCUAUCGCCAUCUCUGCAUCCACAAUUGACUGCUGGCCAUGGAAACUACUCCUGUUGCUCGUCUUUAAGGCAAUGGAGAAAUACAAAAUUUUACGCCGUCCUAGGCAGUUCAGCUUUUGGCACAAGUAGGGAAUCAUGUGUCUCCCUUCACUCUUCCCCCCAACAAAAGAAGUAUAAUAGCGGUUUUGGAAAUAAUAGCUUUUAUAGACAACAUAGAUCAUUGAGACACAUUAUUGCAAGGUCCGAACUUGCUAAUACCAGCUCAGCUGGUGCUGCUUAUCCACUGUCAGAACUAGAGUUGAGGUCAAAAGUCAGAGCGAUAUGCUUUUACUCUGUCAGUGCUUUCUCUGCCAUCUUUUUGUUCGUGAUCAUGCUUGUGCAACAUCCUUUUGUACUGUUAUUUGAUCGAUACCAUAGGAAGGCUCACCAUCUUGUUGCCAGGACAUGGGCAACCUUGACCAUUACUCCAUUUUAUAGAGUUGAGUUUGAGGGCUUGGAGAAUCUUCCUUCUCCUGAUACUCCUGCAGUAUAUGUGUCCAACCAUCAGAGCUUUCUGGACAUAUAUACAUUACUUACUCUUGGGAGGAACUUCAAGUUCAUCAGCAAGACUGCAAUUUUCCUAAUUCCUAUUAUUGGAUGGGCCAUGUAUCUGAUGGGUCUGAUUCCAUUAAGGCGCAUGGACAGCAGAAGUCAAUUGGAAUGUCUCAAGCGUUGCAUGGAUUUAGUCAAGAAGGGGGCAUCCGUCUUUUUCUUCCCCGAGGGUACUCGGAGUAAAGAUGGAAAGUUAGGCCCUUUCAAGAAAGGUGCCUUUAGCGUUGCUGCCAAAACCGGAGUGCCUGUGGUUCCAAUUACUAUUAGUGGAACAGGCAGGAUAAUGCCAGCAGGGCUGGAGGGUAGAGUAUAUCCAGGAUCAGUUAAAGUUUUCAUCCACAAGCCUUUAAAAGGUAAUGAUUCAGAUGUGCUGUGUAGCGAAGCCAGGAAUGUGAUAAAGGAUGUGCUCGUUCAUCAAGGCUGAGGGAUCUGUUCAACAUGUACUUUCUAGUUUAUCUUUUUCACCAAAGCAUCACAAGUUAGGAUUCAGGGAAUAUGUGCAU
This is a messenger RNA of Solanum verrucosum, 1211 nucleotides long. RefSeq names its product 1-acyl-sn-glycerol-3-phosphate acyltransferase BAT2, chloroplastic. Gene Ontology annotation, cellular component: membrane. NCBI's taxonomy places the organism in Eukaryota, Viridiplantae, Streptophyta, Magnoliopsida, Solanales, Solanaceae. The record is from RefSeq and is a predicted model, not a curated record. Gene Ontology annotation, molecular function: 1-acylglycerol-3-phosphate O-acyltransferase activity. The transcript is spliced from 7 exons. Bases 23 to 1132 code for a protein of 369 amino acids. Gene Ontology annotation, biological process: phosphatidic acid biosynthetic process.